UUAACAGGAGUCUUGGGGUUUCAAAGGAUGCCUGUGAAGUGGAUGUCUGUUCUGCUGCUCCUGCAGAUGAGUUGCUACUUUAUACCUGAGAAUUGUGGGAAGGUGUUGGUAUGGCCAAUGGAAUUCAGUCACUGGAUGAAUCUAAAGAUAAUACUGGAUGAACUUGCACAGAGGGGUCAUGAAGUGACAGUUCUGAGACCUUCAGCUUCCAUUUUUCUUGAUCCCCAAAAGUCACCUGAUCUUAAAUUUGAAACAUUUACUACAUCUAUUAAUAAAGAUGAUCUCGAAAUUUUUUAUACACAGUGGGUCAUUGGCUGGAUGAAUGAAGUACCACGAGAUACAUGCUUGAGAUAUUUUCCAUCACUUGAUGAAGUGUAUAGGCAAUAUUCUGAUCUGUGGCUAAAUCUUUGUAAAGAAGCUGUUUUGAACAAGCCUCUUAUGACAAAGCUACAAGAAUCAAAGUUUGAUGUCCUUCUUUCAGAUCCACAUGGUCCGUGUGGUGAGCUGAUAGCUGAAAUACUCCAAAUACCCUUUGUGUAUAGCAUUCGCUAUUUUCCUGGCUAUGCAAUAGAAAAGAAUAGUGGGGGUCUUAUCUUCCCUCCUUCCUAUGUACCUAUUAUUAUGUCAGGAUUAAGUGGUCAAAUGACAUUCAUGGAGAGGGUCGAAAACAUGAUAUGCAUGCUUUAUUUUGACUUUUGGUUUGAGCCAUUUACUGAGAAGAAAUGGAGUCUGUUUUACACUGAAAUUUUGAGUAAACCUACUACAUUAGCUGAAAUGAUGAAGAAAGCAGAAAUGUGGCUUACUAGGUCCUACUGGGAUUUGGAGUUUCCUCGCCCAAUCUUACCAAAUGUUGAUUUUAUUGGCGGACAUCACUGCAAACCUAGCAAACCCUUGCCCAAGGAAAUAGAAGACUUUGUCCAGAGUUCUGGAGAACAUGGUGUUGUGGUAUUUUCUCUAGGGUCAAUGGUCAGCAACAUGACAGAAGAAAAGGCCAUGGCAAUUGCAUCAGCCCUUGCACAAAUUCCACAAAAGGUUCUAUGGAGAUUUGAAGGCAAGAAACCAAAAAAUUUAGGACCCAAUACUCGUGUGUAUGAGUGGAUCCCCCAGAAUGACCUCCUUGGUCAUCCAAAAACUAAAGCUUUUGUAACUCAUGGUGGAGCCAAUGGUGUCUAUGAGGCAAUUCAUCAUGGGAUCCCCAUGGUUGGCAUCCCUUUAUUUGGGGAACAACGUGAUAACAUUGCUCAUAUGAGAGCCAAAGGUGCUGCUGUUGGGUUGGAAUUCACUACUAUGUCCAGCUCAGAUUUGCGCAAUGCACUGAAGGCAGUCAUUAACAACCCUUUUUAUAAAGAGAACGCAAUGUGGCUGUCAACCAUUCACCAUGACCAGCCCAUGAAACCCCUGGACAGAGCCAUCUUCUGGAUUGAGUUUGUCAUGCGCCACAAAGGGGCCAAGCACCUGAGGCCACUUGCACACAACCUCACCUGGUACCAGUACCACUCUCUGGAUGUGAUUGGAUUCCUACUGGCCUGUGUGGCAGCCAUGGCUUUCCUUGCUGUAAAAUGCUGCUUGACUAUUUACCGAUUAUUUGUAAACUCAGAAAAGAAAAAAAGAGAAUAGGGCUCUUAAAAACAUUGGAUAUGAUCUCUGGAUAUGACUGGCAGGACUAUUCAAUUAAAUUCUAACACUGUUUAUCCGGUGCAGCAAUAUUAUCUUUUUUUUCUUUGAAGAUAUUAGGUUACUUAGUUUAUCUACGUAUUUUACAGAUAAAGGUUUAAAAGUUAAAGGUUAACAAUGCUGAAUCUUUACUUUCUCACAUAAUUAUAUUUCAUACAAAUUUAUCAAUGUAUUAAACUUCAGAAUAAUGAUAACCACUGAAAUAUUAGCCUUUUUACCAGAUGAAAAUAGGCCUGACAUUUUAUUAUAAAUUUUCAGAUAUAUCACUUUUUUAAGUAAAGCGGAAGGAAAUGGACAUUGAAUUACAGUCCAAAAGAAAAGAAAGAAAGAAAGAAAGAAAAAAGAAAGAAAGAAAGAAAAAAACCAAGAAAAUGAUCUGUUUAAAAAGUGACAAGUCAGAUUUUCUUUAAAGCAACAAAGUAUAGGGAAGAGGACUGAGAAUACACUGAACCCAACUCUAUCAGAAAAAGAGAGCAGUUCUGACUCCAUUUUGUGUUUGUUUAGACAAUUCUCAGUCCUAUCUUUUCCUCUCCCAAUAGUCAUGGCAGCCCUCAUAACACAUUUAUGAUAUCCAUGGCCUUUACCAUCAUUUAGAUGUAUUAAAUAAAACAACUUAUAAAGUAUGUCUAAAAUAACGACCAUGCUCUUCCAAGAAACACAUUUCAAGGUUAUUCUGACCCUCUUCUAAUGUUGAUGUAUCUUUGUUGGUUUUCUCUCAAAACUAUAUUCCUGAAGUUGGGCAUGAAGAUACCUUUUGGAGGUUAAAUUCCGGUCUUUGUCUGGCCAUCAAUAAAGAUGACUUAAAAUAAAAAAAUCAGAAAUACUAAUAGUAUUUGUCAUAUAAAAUAUGUACUAUUUUAAAGUAUGUAUUCCAGUGCUAUCUGUUAAUGAAGUUUAGUGUUAAGUCAAUCUUUUAUAGCUUUUAUAGCUUUCAAUAUUUAGCGAAACAAAAAUUUGCAACUGAAAGAAAAUAGAAAUUGGUAAGGCAAUAAUAUUAUUUAAAACUGUAUUUGCUAGCAUCCUAAAUGUUAUAAGUCUAAUACCAUAGAUAAUACCUGUGUAGAUAGCUCAUUAAAAAGAGAGACUUCUUUUAAUAGUGGUUUAGAAGAGUGAGCCCAUAUUUUAAUUUUCCAUAUCUCUCCCUAUGGUUUGUGCUUCGUAGCUUGUUUGCUUUAUGUCUGAUCUGUGUCUGUCAGUGUUACCAUUUGGAUUUUCUGAAUAUUUUCUGGUUUUAUGUAGGCAUGUAAAUUCCCCAUUUCAUCUGCUGUCAUACCUCACAGAAUUUCAUGGGCUAUGCUUCCAUACUUCAUUGAUUUCAAGAAACUAUUUUAUUUCCUUUUUAUUUUCUUCCUGGUUUACUGGUUAUAAAAAUAAUGCUUUUAAAUUCAGUGUUUGUAUAAUUUAUAAUGUUUGAAUUGUGGUUUUAUUAUACUGUAAUAAUAAAUUAUGCUUUUAAUUUGUA
Messenger RNA from Arvicola amphibius (Eurasian water vole), 3136 nucleotides. RefSeq names its product UDP-glucuronosyltransferase 2B17-like. Bases 28 to 1617 code for a protein of 529 amino acids. The transcript has 6 exons. NCBI's taxonomy places the organism in Eukaryota, Metazoa, Chordata, Mammalia, Rodentia, Cricetidae. The record is from RefSeq and is a predicted model, not a curated record. Gene Ontology annotation, molecular function: UDP-glycosyltransferase activity.